CAUCAGGGCUAGGUCUCUUUGCUCUCGACCUCGCGACAGUCACCCGGCUCCCCGGCCAAGCAAGCGUGCGGGUACGUGCCGCGAUGCCAUGCAAUUAUCGCAAACUAUCAUAGGCAUUUAGCAUAGGAGCAAGAUUGAAUCAGAGCACAAUCAAUUUCUAUCUACUUUUAACAUUGGCAACAUUGCCUGCGAGCGCGAAGAAGGACGACUGAACGACUGAGUUCGCCGGCACUUUGCUGGUCGCUUGCUUUGUGCAAAUCACAUAAAUUUACCAUUAAAGGUCUUACCAUUGUGUCGUUCUUCCCAGCGCAGCCACUUAUCUCAAAACUCGGUCUGCAAUUCUGUUGUGACCCCGCUGUCCUAUUGGCCCCUUGGAUCUGACAGCUCGCUUCUGAAGCACGCUCAGAUCAUGAUGCAAAGCUCGGAGGGAGCGGGGCCAGCCGAGCCCGCAAGGGCGGUUCUAUUAGCAGUUGCGAUGGACGAGGCAUCCCUCGCCGCGGUCAACUAUGCAAUCCACGAGCUGUACCGCAAGGGCGACCAGUUCCACCUGGUGCACGUGGCGCGCAUCCUCAGCCCCAGCAUCACAAUCCACCACCAGUACCAUGCGACGUACAACGUGCCGGAACUGGGGCCGGGCAUUGACCAGCGGGCGUUUCUGGAGCGGCUGAAAGAGGAGAUUAAAGACAAGUUCACAAACCCCAUGGACGCUCUGGGCAUCCCGCACAACCUGCACCUCUUCCUAGACACAGACAAUGCGCCUGCCUCGGCGGUGUGCGAGACCGUGUUCAAGGUGGCGGACCAGGUGGACGCGGCCAUGGUCGUGUUGGCGGCACACGGCAAGGGCGAGGAGGGCAGUCGCGACCCGCUGCUGGGCCUGUACCUGGGCUCGGUGGCGGACUUCGCCACCCGCAACAGCGCCCGGCCCGUCCUGGUGGUUCGCAGUUACGCCGCGCCGCUGGUGAUGCACGUGUCGCGCAGCGCUGCCAGGCUGGCGCAGGGGCAGGUGCCGGGAUCCGCUGGUGGGUCUGAGCCCGGGAGCCGGAGCCUCAGCAAUGCACCCAGCCUGGGCGGCCCUGCAUGAGCCAUGAUAGGCAAAGGCUGCAUCGAGUGCUGUUCUGUUGUGCGUUUGGAUUGGCACCAAGGAGUGCGAGCGAUGUGCAUGCCGCGAGGUUGGUGGCUAACUGGUGAAAUGGAUCAAACGUUGGUCUGCCGGGAGUUGCCUGGCGGCCAUAAUGCAUGCCAGUUUUAUGAUUGUUAAGUUGGUUGAUGCUGGGUUGCUCGGCACAAUGCAAGAGAGAAGAAUUACGCACAGGCACAUCGCGCGGAUUUAAGGAGGCCGGAUGGAUCCGCUAACAGCCAGGGGGGCAACACAGUCAUACUGGGCUGGAAACGUACUCAGGUUAUCACGUAAACCUGAUGUUGAUGUCACGCAUGCAGGCGGGGCGGGCAUUAGAGGCGGCGGGCCCGUACGCCACGGGGGUACCGGUUGUUUCCUUGUUGGUGGAAGCGUGGAACCGGCAUAGGCUGCACGCACGUGCGGCACGGGCUUGGACGAGCACUUAAUAGUCCAGCAGUAGAUGUUCGUAGUGUAUCACUGGGUGAUUGCACUGUAUGCACCGCGAGAACGAUUGGUUACGAGACCAUCUUUGUUACCCA
Molecule: messenger RNA, 1656 nt
Organism: Chlamydomonas reinhardtii
Lineage: Eukaryota; Viridiplantae; Chlorophyta; Chlorophyceae; Chlamydomonadales; Chlamydomonadaceae
Exons: 8
Coding region: 410-1081 (223 amino acids)
Source: RefSeq, a predicted model, not a curated record